Penicillium taxi is the source of this 1620-nucleotide messenger RNA. Its product is annotated as nucleobase cation symporter-1 family protein. The record is from RefSeq and is a predicted model, not a curated record. NCBI's taxonomy places the organism in Eukaryota, Fungi, Ascomycota, Eurotiomycetes, Eurotiales, Aspergillaceae. Gene Ontology annotation, molecular function: nucleobase transmembrane transporter activity. The transcript is spliced from 7 exons. Bases 1 to 1620 code for a protein of 539 amino acids. Gene Ontology annotation, cellular component: plasma membrane. Gene Ontology annotation, biological process: transmembrane transport; nucleobase transport.
AUGAGCCUAAAAGAGGUCCUAAGGAAAUUAGAAGUUGACGGGGAGGGUGGACCUAUACCAGAUCGAUGGAUCAACAAUGAUAUUAAGCCCAUCGAGAAGGAUCGCCGAACAUGGGGUUUUUGGACUUUCCACAACUACUGGGUUCUGGUCAAUUCGAACAUCUCGACCUUCAUGACGGGUAGCUCCCUGGUUGCGAUGGGAAUGACAUGGUGGGAAUCGAUUAUUGCCAUUGUCAUAGGCAACCUGAUUGCCACUAUACUAGUUGUACUCAACUCCGUUCCUGGAGCUUACUAUAAUUUGGGAUUCCCCGUUGUGAAUCGAUAUGUGUGGGGCAUGUAUGGAAGCCAAUUCGUUAUUUGGAAUCGAAUUUUAUUAUCAAUCGUGUGGUAUGGUUUUCAAGCCUGGGUCGGCGGCGAGUGCGUAUACGUCUGUCUACAAGCCAUAUGGCCAAAUCUUGAAGAGCGCAUCCCAAACCAUCUUGCCGCAUCAACUGGAACAACAACUGCAGAAUUUGCCUCUUAUAUCAUCUUCAUGGUGAUUUCCCUACCAUUUAUCUGGAUCCGUCCAUUCAAACUAAAGUAUCUCUUCUACGGUUCCUCAGCAACCAUUCUAAUCUUUGAAAUUGUACUAUUAAUCUGGUCUCUUGCCACAAUGGGCCCAGAUGGCUUCGGCUCAACAAUGAAAGCCAGCUCUACUUAUUCAGGCUGGAACAUUGCCUUUGGAAUCAUUAGCACUAUCGGUUCAAUCGCAGCUGGAAUUCUUAACCAGAAUGACUAUGCUCGAUUUGCUCGCCAGCCCCGUGAUGCUGUCUGGAGUCAGAUUAUCAGUUUCCCCAUAUAUGCUAUUAUUUGCUCUGUGAUCGGCAUUUUGGUUACUGCUGCUACACAGAAACGAUAUGAUGAGGCUAUUUGGAAUCUACCAAAUCUACUUAGUGCCGUGAUUGAGAAUGGAGGGUCUCGGUCUCGGGCUGCUGCCUUCUUUGGUGCGGCUGCUCUAGUCAUCUCUCAGAUUGGAGUGAAUGUGCCUGGAAAUGCACUGGCUGGAGGCUUUGAUCUGGCUGCAACAUUCCCGCGGUUUAUCAACAUCCGUCGUGGUGCCUACAUUACAGUUCUGAUUUCCAUCGCUUGCAACCCAUGGAAGCUGGUCAACACUUCCACCGUCUUCCUCUCAGUACUCAGCAGCUACUCAGUCUUCCUGGGUCCAAUGACAGGUCUCAUGAUAUCGUCAUAUUUUGUCAUCAACCGAUCCAAAAUCAAGGUUCACGACCUCUUUGUCGGAAACAGUUCCAGUAUCUACUGGUACACAAUGGGCGUGAAUUGGCGUGCCGCAGUAGCAUGGCUUUGCGGCACAGCGCCUUCUCUUCCUGGAUUUGUCGCAUAUGUCAACACUAAUGUGACUGUUCCAAUCGGCUUGACACACUUGUACUAUAUUUGCUUCUUAUCUGGCUUUGUUAUCAGCUCAGCUGUCUAUAUUGCGCUUCACUUUGCGUUCCCUGACAGAUCUAUUCAGGAUUUCAUCAAGACUUCACCCUCUGCUGAAACUUUGAUGAAGAAUUAUCGGGCUCAAUGGGAUGAGGGUGUCGAAGUUACGGAGGUGAUUAAUGAAGAGAUGAAAUUUUGA